GUAAAUUCGCACAGCCAAUCUGUAUGUCUAUCACUUAUCUUGACAAGUAGAAUCCUCUCAGUCUCUCCCUCACACAAACACACAGAAAAUGGCGCUUAGUUUACCCAACACGUUCCUCCAAAUAAAACCAUCUACUCCAAUUCUUUCCACCAAAAAGGUGAAAUGCGCACCAGGGGGAAACAAUCACAGGACCCAGGUGGUGACGUGUCGAAAGAAGGACAUACAUCCGGAAUUCUACGAGGAUGCGAAGGUGUAUUGUAAUGGUGAGCUGGUAAUGACGACGGGUGGGACACGGAAGGAGUAUGUGGUGGAUGUUUGGUCUGGGAACCAUCCGUUCUACUUGGGCGGCCGUUCUGCUCUUGUUGUUGACGCCGACCAAGUGGAGAAGUUCCGUAAGAAGUUUGGAGGAUUGGACGAGAUAAUGGAAAUCCCUGUACUUAAGGGUGAGAUUGUGCUCCCACCUAAGCGCAAAUCUGCUGCCAAAGGAGGCAAGAAGAAGUAGACACAAUUACUACAUCGUUUUGAGGUAAAUGGAUUGGGAAUUUGGGUGGGCAGUUAGGGUUUUCUUGAUUAAGUGCAACUAUUUGUGUUUUGGGAAUAUGUAUGAUAGUUGUGUUUUGGGAAUAUGUAUGAUAUGUGUUGAUAUUAAACAACAUUAUCAUUAUUGAAUCUUGUAGAAAUUGAUUAUUGUUUUC
Molecule: messenger RNA, 695 nt
Organism: Pistacia vera
Lineage: Eukaryota; Viridiplantae; Streptophyta; Magnoliopsida; Sapindales; Anacardiaceae
Product: 50S ribosomal protein L31, chloroplastic
Exons: 2
Coding region: 89-502 (137 amino acids)
Biological process (GO): translation
Cellular component (GO): ribosome
Molecular function (GO): structural constituent of ribosome
Source: RefSeq, a predicted model, not a curated record